AUGGUCCUAGGCAACAACAACGGAACCAGUGGUGCGAUCAAGCGCCCAAAGCUCGGCCGCCACCCUGCUGCAGUAAGCGGGAAGACAGCAGCCAAGUGGUCUGACGACUCGUUUGAAAACGUCAAGAACAAUCAAAUGCGCCGCGAUGCGUAUGAAUUACUUGCUGCCGAACUCUCCGUGGAGGUGGAUCAAGUAUUAAGCGCAGAACAAGUUCAAAACAAGCUACACGAGGUGAAGAAAAAGUGGUUUAAUCCAAAGGUCAUGGCGACUGGCAAUGGUUCGGCUGUCCGUACGAAGCCCCAGUACUUCGACAUUAUGUUUGAGUAUUGGGGUACCAAACUUGGUUACUCACACUCGUCGCUGUUGUCGUCCGACCCUGACGUUGAUGUCGACGGCGAGGUUUCCACUCUGAGCUUAGACGUCGGUAGUGAUUCGGACAGUGUCCGGGUGCAGACUCCGACAUCGUCCCCCCGGAGACGAGAAAUGCAAAGCCAUCAACUGUGGUGCCCACGAACAUCGAGAAGGAGCUAUUCUCUGUGA
This is a messenger RNA of Aphanomyces astaci, 540 nucleotides long. RefSeq lists its product as hypothetical. NCBI's taxonomy places the organism in Eukaryota, Oomycota, Saprolegniomycetes, Saprolegniales, Verrucalvaceae. The transcript has 3 exons. The record is from RefSeq and is a predicted model, not a curated record. Bases 1 to 540 code for a protein of 179 amino acids.